AUGUUCACGGGGAAAUGGACCACUCGAUACCUUGAGGAAAUUGGGAUUGAAGAUGACGAGACAAUGUUCGCCAUCCUGGAUCAUGGACGAUGCAUCGAUGAACGGUUGAACGGUAUGCUACAAGAGGCCAAGCGUCCCAACCUCGUGGAGAAGUAUUCCGUCAUUCAAGCACUGAGAAAUUUUUGGAAGAAGCGCAAAAUAGCGAGAAUUCCGGAGAAUCGAACUGCUCUCGGAGUGGGGAAUUUUGGCCUGCAUAUGAAUUAUUUAUCGUCCGACUUCGGGAUCAAAUUCGGUUCAUUGAGUCUGGUCAUCGUUGUAGUAAAGGCGCAACUCGAGUGUCUUUUCUUUUCUCCAAUUGUCCCCGAUGACUCACGACUCCAUUCGGCGUUGCAUGGACUGAACUCGUGCUUGUAUACUCUCGUUACUUACGAGAGCGAGAACGUCCGGGGAAUGGCCACUCCGGGGCCGUGCCAGCGAUUUCUGCCAGGCACAAUUGAUGUUCGCCCCAGUCUGAAUCCCCAAUCAGUGCAAAUCGAAGAAAAGAAGGAGCGCAAGUCAGGGUUCAGUCAAUAA
Molecule: messenger RNA, 573 nt
Organism: Suillus discolor
Lineage: Eukaryota; Fungi; Basidiomycota; Agaricomycetes; Boletales; Suillaceae
Exons: 5
Coding region: 1-573 (190 amino acids)
Source: RefSeq, a predicted model, not a curated record